Messenger RNA from Trachymyrmex septentrionalis, 1853 nucleotides. RefSeq names its product WW domain-binding protein 11-like. Gene Ontology annotation, biological process: mRNA cis splicing, via spliceosome. Gene Ontology annotation, cellular component: spliceosomal complex. NCBI's taxonomy places the organism in Eukaryota, Metazoa, Arthropoda, Insecta, Hymenoptera, Formicidae. The transcript is spliced from 7 exons. The record is from RefSeq and is a predicted model, not a curated record. Bases 128 to 1810 code for a protein of 560 amino acids.
AGUACGCGGCGUACUGGGUGCUCUGUUUUCUUUCAAUCAACGUAAAUAAAAUUGAAAUUUUACUAAAGUUGAUUGAACGCGUUGUUAUUCCGAUUGUUACGAAAAAUUUAAAAAAAUUCUGUGAAAAAUGGGGCGCCGUUCGAUCAAUACCACAAAAAGUGGGAAAUACAUGAAUCCCACUGAUCAAGCACGAAAGGAAGCGCGUAAAAAAGAAUUAAAAAAGAAUAAGAAGCAACGACAAUUAGUAAGAGCGGCUGUUUUGAAAGGCAAAGAUCCAGCGCAGAUUAUCGAAGAAAUGGAAAAGAUUGAUCAGAUGGAGUAUAACGUAAUGCAACCACCUCCCUUGAAUGAGAAAGUAUUGAAGGACAAACGAAAGAAACUUAAGGAAACUUUAGACCGUGUGUUAAAAAUGUAUGCAAAAGAUGAUCAAGAAAAAUGGGCUGAACUAAAAGAACAAUUAAUACAGUAUGAACGUAGAAGAAUAGACUUAGUUUCCUAUUUUGAAGCUGUGCGACAUGCACAGCAAGUGCAAGUUGAUGAAAUUCCAUUGCCAUCAGCUGUCAAUGACAUAUCCAGAAUAUAUCCAGGUUCCUUAACAUCACAGAUUCCAUUACCAGAUAUGCCACAGCCACCUGCACACAUGUAUCCACCUCAUUCUCAUUAUAUAUCACAACAUCAUACUAUAAUGAAUAUUCCUGUACCACCAAGUAUCUUAAAAAAGACCAGUGCAUAUGCAACUUCUCCAGCUGUGCCUACAUUGGCACCCAAUAAAGAGCCGCCUGGUGUGCCACCUUUUCCACCUCCGGAAUUAUCAAGCGAUGAUGAAGAUACAAUUGAAAAUGUAAAAGAACCAAAAUCAAGAACGAUACGAUUUGCCGAUGAUAAAGAGGACAACAAACAAGAGUUAGAAAAUAAGGAGAAAGACGCAGAAAAGGAAAAAGAGAAAGACAGGGACAUGGCGAAAGUAAAACCGACCACGUUGCAACAAAAAAUGUUGGCAAUGGCGGGACAAGAUAUCGAUCAGUUUAUGCGAGAAAUGGAAGUCGUUCAUAAGAAGAGGGAGACUGAGCGUGCUCAAGAUCUAAACGCGCGAUUAUCGCUGCUUGAGACGGAAAACGAAUCCAAUACUAAAUCUAGCAAUAAUAAAUCUAAUAAAGGAGAAUCUGAAGAAAUAGAACCACCUGGAGCAUCAGAACAUCUCUCGGGGCACGGACAACACACAUCUCAUUCUCACGCUCAGCAUACACAGCAACAUGGCACAAUGCCACCGAUGGGCAUGCCACCUCCACCUCUACUUUACAGGCCACCUCCACCGCCAUUGCAUCUUAGAAUGCCACCACCGCCGCCACCUCGGAUUGGACUCCGAUUACCACCUGGUCCACCACCUGGAAUGCCGAGAAUAUUGAGACCUGGACCUCCAAGUAUACCUAGAAUGCCACCACCGCAAAUGCAAAUGUCGAAUAUGUCAAAUAUAACAAAUUCUCAGAUACAAACGCAAUCUGGAACUACCGCACAACCAAAAACACCCAAUGUUCUUUCUGCUGCACCACAAUUAAUUAACAGAAAGGACAAAGAUGGAAAAAGUACCACUACUAUCGAGGCAAAACCACAAAUCAGGAAUCUGGCUGCUGACGUUACUAGAUUUUUACCGACAUCUUUACGCGUGAAAAGAGAUGACAAGAAGAAAUCCAGCAAUAUUUCCAGGAUAACAGAAAGGGUACCGGAAGCGCAGCCAUUUAGAACAACGCAACCUAAGACAAAGGAUGAUGCAUAUAUGCAAUUUAUGCAAGAAAUGGAAGGAUUACUCUGAAUCUGGAAAAAAAAAUGCUUUACUUAAUUGGAAUCAUAUAAAU